Messenger RNA from Hippoglossus stenolepis (Pacific halibut), 1294 nucleotides. Its product is annotated as leukocyte elastase inhibitor A. The record is from RefSeq and is a predicted model, not a curated record. Bases 23 to 682 code for a protein of 219 amino acids. Gene Ontology annotation, molecular function: serine-type endopeptidase inhibitor activity. Gene Ontology annotation, biological process: negative regulation of endopeptidase activity. The transcript has 4 exons. Lineage: Eukaryota; Metazoa; Chordata; Actinopteri; Pleuronectiformes; Pleuronectidae.
GCCGGGGACAGUCUCUGAUGGUAUGAAGCUGGUUCUGGUCAAUGCCAUCUACUUUAAGGGAAACUGGAUGAACCGCUUUGAUGAAGCAAACACCAAAGAGAUGCCCUUUCAAGUCAACCAGACUGAGAGCAAACCAGUCCAGAUGAUGUUCCAGAAGAAGAAUCUGAACUACAACUCCAUCGGUGAUCUGCAGAUCCUGGAGCUGCCGUAUGAGAAGGAUGAGCUCAGCAUGUUGAUCCUGUUGCCUAAACAGUCCACAGACGGCUCCGACCCUCUGCUGAAGCUGGAGAAGGAGCUGACGCUGGAGAGGCUGAAUGAAUGGACCGACAGGGAAAACAUGUUAGUCCACUCAGACGUCCACGUUCACCUGCCAAAGUUCAAGCUGGAGGAGGACUACGAGCUGAACAAGCCUCUGUCCAAGCUGGGCAUGACGGACGUGUUCUGCGCGUCAAAGGCCGACCUGUCUGGCAUGAACGGCAAAAGAGGACUCGUCCUGUCUAAGGUGGUACACAAGGCCUUCGUGGAGGUGAACGAGGAGGGCACGGAGGCGGCUGCGGCCACACCAGCCGUGGUCACUAAUGGUUGCUGUAUCUUCACAGCAGACCACCCCUUCCUCUUCUUCAUCAGGCACAAUAAAACCAAGUCCAUCCUCUUCCUCGGCAGGCUCUCCUCUCCUCAGUAGACAGAACCAGGAGAGGAAGAUAUUCAAAUAAAGGCUUAAUCCUUUAAAUCUGGUCUUUAUUUUCUGGGAUUCAUGCUAAUUAGCUGGGUUUUUUCUUCUGUUUUUGCAAUGAAAUUAUAGAUGAAGAUAAUAAUUAAUGACGAAUAUUUUUGAUCCAACAAUGAUUUGUAUGUUGAUUUUGGAAAAACAAUUUCUGGAGUUUGUGUUUCACAUGUGAGGAAGCAGCAGGAGAUCGUCCGGGUCAGACUCGUUCACAACAAUAGAAGCUGUCCGAUAUUGAAUAUGGUUAAAAUGAUUCUAUUAAGUAAGAUAUAAAUGUGCAGUAUAUUUCCUGCUGUGACAGAAUUGCGUAACAUAUAAACCAAAGAUAAACCAAAGAAAGAAUAAUGAUGAUGAAGAAGUGAACCAGCAAAGUUUGUAAUCAGAAAGUAUUCAUGCAGUUUAUAGCAGAAUUAAAAACUGAAAAGCAAUAGUAUAAAUUGCACUAAUGCCCACUUCAGAAAAAGGUGGCCCAAAUGUUUCUGUGCUGUUUGUUAUUCACCACUGUGUCACUCUCCAUUGUUUUAUGACCUGAAAAUACAAAUUAAAACAAAGAAGAAGACAAAACAGUCA